Messenger RNA from Hypomesus transpacificus, 3063 nucleotides. It is a transcript of the gene raf1b, whose product is annotated as Raf-1 proto-oncogene, serine/threonine kinase b. The coding region runs from base 387 to 2291 and encodes 634 amino acids. The record is from RefSeq and is a predicted model, not a curated record. Gene Ontology annotation, molecular function: protein kinase activity; ATP binding. Lineage: Eukaryota; Metazoa; Chordata; Actinopteri; Osmeriformes; Osmeridae. Gene Ontology annotation, biological process: protein phosphorylation; signal transduction. The transcript is spliced from 18 exons. Gene Ontology annotation, cellular component: mitochondrion; cytosol; plasma membrane.
AUAUCCUGUUUACAGACAGUGUCACUAAAGCUUUUUUUUCUAUAUUGUAUUUCAGUAUGGUUAGAAGACUCUUUCGUAAUGGCAAGGCCACAACACGUUUCAGAAACGGUGUCUUCAUUUAUCAGAAAUCCCUCUGACCUUUCACAAUCAACCCUUGAAGGAAGUCAGUGCAUCAGCAUAUUGUUGAAGUUGUCAUUGGUGCUUGUGUUUUAGCUAAUAGCGGAAUAAACAAGGAAAUAUAGGCCUACAGUAUCUGGCGGAAAGUGUGCAAGUAGGCUACACAAGUUGCGGCGCAAGUGAGUUAUAACGCAAGUUGCCACGCAAUGAUAGCCAUGGCGGAGUACAAUCUCCUAACUUUCUUUGAUCAUUGAAGCUUGCGUGUACCAAUGGAGCACAUUCAAGGUGCCUGGAAGACGCUCAGCAAUGGCUUUGGAUUAAAGGACUCUGUGUUUGAUGACGCUGGCCUGUCCCCCACCAUCAUGAAAGGCUUCCCAUAUCAGCGGCGCUCAUCGGAGGACGGGAAGAUCCCGGACGCCUCGAAGACGAGCAGCACCAUCCGGGUUUACCUGCCUAACAAGCAACGCACCGUGGUGAACGCUCGGCCAGGUAUGACUCUGCACAACUGCCUUAUCAAAGCCCUGAAGGUACGGGGGCUUCAGCCCGAGUGCUGCGCUGUCUUUAGGCUCCAUCCUGGUCAGAGAAGCAGAAAAUCGAGAAUGGAUUGGAACACAGACGCCGUGUCACUGAUCGGGGAAGAGCUUCUGGUGGAAGUGUUGGACCAUGUUCCUCUGACUACGCAUAACUUUGUACGGAAAACGUUUCUGAAGCUGGCUUUCUGUGACAUAUGCCAGAAGUUUCUCUUGAACGGUUUCCGUUGCCAAACGUGUGGCUACAAAUUCCACGAGCACUGCAGCACCAAGGUCCCCACCAUGUGUGUAGACUGGAGCAACAUCCGACAGCUCCUCCUGUUCCCAAGCCCUGGUGAAAGUGGUGCUCCUUCUCUUCCUCCCCUCACGUCACGGCGCAUGCGCGACUCUCUCUCCAGGUUUCCUGUCAGCUCCUAUCACAGACACUCCACACCUCACGCCUUCAACUACAUCGCCCCAUGUCCGCCCCCUGACGGAGCCCUCUCCCCCAGACAGAGGUCCACCUCCACCCCUAACGUCCACAUGGUCAGCACCGCCCUGCCGCUGGAUACCAGCAUGUACGAGGAUGCCUUAAGAAGUCACGAAUCUGAGAGCCCUCCAGACCUAAGUCCAGGCUGGUCUCAGCAGAAAGUCCCAACCCCCAUGCACAGGGAGAGAGCCACCUCCUCCAACUCUCAGGAGAAAAACAGAAUACGCCCCAGAGACAAAAGAGACUCGAGUUACUACUGGGAGAUUGAGGCUAGCGAGGUGGUGCUCCAUUCUAGAAUUGGCUCAGGGUCCUUUGGAACUGUCUACAAAGGGAAGUGGCAUGGGGACGUGGCAGUGAAGAUCCUUAAGGUGACAGAUCCGACUCCGGAACAGUUCCAGGCCUUCCGCAACGAGGUGGCCGUCCUCAGGAAGACCAGGCACGUCAACAUCCUGUUGUUCAUGGGCUACAUGACCAAAGACAACCUGGCCAUCGUGACCCAGUGGUGCGAUGGAAGCAGCCUCUACAACCACCUCCAUGUUCAGGAGACCAACCUCCAGAUGUUCCAGCUCAUCGACGUCGCCAGGCAGACUGCUCAGGGCAUGGAUUAUUUACACGCUAAGAAUAUCAUUCACCGGGACAUGAAAUCCAACAACAUCUUUCUCCACGAGGGUUUGACUGUGAAAAUCGGGGACUUCGGCCUGGCUACGGUGAAGGCCAGGUGGAGCGGUUCCCACCAGGUGGAACAACCCUCAGGAUCUAUACUCUGGAUGUCUCCCGAGGUGAUCCGGAUGCAGGACAACAACCCAUACAGCUUCCAGUCUGACGUCUACUCCUAUGGCGUCGUGCUCUACGAGCUGAUGACGGGAGAGCUGCCCUACUCCAUGAUAGCCAGCAGAGACCAGAUCAUCUACAUGGUGGGCAGAGGCUAUCUGUCACCUGACCUCAGCAAGCUGUAUAAAAGCUGCCCCAAGGCCAUGAAGAGGCUGGUGGCCGACUGCAUCAAGAAGUCCAAAGACGACCGACCCCUUUUCCCUCAGGUCCUGUCCUCCAUCGAGCUCCUGCAGCACGCGCUCCCCAAGAUCAACCGCAGCACGUCCGAGCCCUCGCUGCACAGAGCCACUCACACCGCCGACAUCACCACCUGCACCCUGACCUCCAGGCUGCCCGUUUUCUAGGGGUCCGCAGACGAGCGGCGCAAUAGAAACCCGACUUUGAUUCUACCACGUGCCUGCCUCGCGUCAGGCGGUAACUGGAUGCACGCUCAGCCACCCGUUGCCAACCUAAUGCAAGUGAAGAGGAGAGGGAGAGAGACUGCCCCGGAGGAGGUGGAGCAGCAGGAGAGAGACUGCCUCGGAGGAUGUGGAGCAGCACGAGAGACUUCACAGAUGUUGUAUGACGUGUAGUUGCACUCUAUUUUUUUUUCUUGGGAGUGAUUUGUGCUAAAAGUGACCAGACUUUCCCUCCCCCGAUUCCCCACAUUCACUGAAUGUUCACCACAUGUGCUGAAUGGUGUCUGGAGCACAGCUGUUUGAAAACAGACGGGACUAGGAGACACUUUGCCAUUGCGAUUAUUCUUGUCUUCUUACUGGUGUGAAUGCCACCAUGAAAUGUAUGACCAUUCAAACUGAUUUUAAAUGAGUACUUAUUACACAGCUUGACAAGCAGGUAUAUAGGGAUUGUUACUUGCCUGCUUAGAUCCAAGAAUGAUGGUGAAACUGAGGUCAAACAGGGUAGUAGUUUGUGGUUUUAAUAAUGAGGUAAUUGCCAGUCUGUUACAACCAGAUGAAGAUUAGGAGUGCCAGAAGACUCACGUCUACAAUGAUUAUGGAUUUUCAUAUAUUUAGGUAAUUGUUUGCCUCUGAGGGUUAUAAUUGUACUUGAAUAAGCUUACACCUGCAAAAAAAAAUGUUUAUUCAUAUUUUAAUAAAAUAAAGCUAAAUACUAUCA